GAAAUAGAAAUAGAGACACCCUGCCGUAGGCAAGUGGUGUGCCGUCGACCUAACCCCACUUUCCCGUUAGGGGAAUCCCUGUCUCCCGUGUUGGUCGGUCGUGCUCGGUCAAGGCAAAUGUAACGACCGCUCCCAACAUCAUUAACGCUUCUAUGGUGGUGUCCAUCCGUGAGGCUGACUAUGAACACAUGCAACAGUGUAACAACAACAGCUAUAACAAGAUCGCAACCUCAGCGCUUGUGAUGAUCUGUGGUCAACAGCCGUCAUUGAUGUGUGAGGCCUACGUCUUCCUUGUUGCAAGUCGUGGUGCAACAAUCCCGUACAGAUGCAAGCACAGCUGGCGUUGCUUAGGGCACGUGCGCUAGUACCCACGCAAGCUGAUACGGGAGCACGUUGAUGACGUCGGGUGAUGCGCCAUGGCGAGAGUGCAUCAUGUGCAGCAGAGCAGCAUGACCGCGACGACCAGCAGCAGGCGUUCAUGCUGUACGCGCAGCUCCUGCUAGCAGAGGCCGCCGGCGUCCGUCAGCCCCCCGUGUGCUCGGUGCUCACCGGCAAAGCCGGCAGCGGCAAGUCGCGGGUGCUGCAGGCAUUGCUGUGGUUUGCAUACCAGCAUCGCUGCGAGUCUCUCAUUGCCCUCGUGAGCUACACGUGGCGCGCCGCGCUGCAUUUGCCACAGCCACGGCACGUGCCGCUAUAUAGCGGUGCUGCCGAGGAGAGCUUGCGGCGGCUGCUGGCGCCAGGCGCGGGGGACGGUGGGGCCAUGGAGCGCCAGAUCCGGCAGCUGGAGCAUCCGGAGGGCAGCAUGAACCUCAUGGGGCGGGAGCUGUGGAAUAUGGUGCCGUUCGCGUUCGUUCUCACUCACCAGCAUCGGCAGCAAGCAGGCGUACGUAGGUGACAGCGACGAACCUCUCUUCAUGCUAGCGGAGAAGUUUGGUGGCGUGCAGGAAAUCUCUCAGGCAGACCUGGACACAGCGUGCCAGCAGCUCAAUGCUCGUGUUUGGCAGCCCCCGAAGCCAGGGAUUGACCCCGUGCCCCAGCCCUUUGCAGUUGUCCAGCGCCAUGUCGUGCGGGUUCCACUGGCAUUGCAGCUCGUGCAGCUGCAUGCGCUCGCGCAGCGUCAGCAGCUGCUGCUGUGGCGUAGCGCGGACUUGUCGCCUGACGGCAGCAGCUUACCUAUUUCGCAUGUGCAUCAAUUAGAGGCGCUUGGCGGGGCCGAGGAUGAUAGCGGUGUGCCCGCUGUGUGCGCAUUCUUUGCUGGUAUUCGUUACGUGUUUACAUCAAAUGAGCAUGUGCGUCUGUAUCACAUCAACAACAACAGUGCCACAGGCACCGGCAUUGUUCUGCAUCCCAACGAGCCACCAUUGCCAGAUGCAAGCAUUGCCCCCGUGCAUGUCCUCAAGUUCGUGCCCUCGGCUGUAAUGGUGCGCCCCGACGGGCCUGAUGCGGGUCGGGUGUCUGUUGAUCAGGCCCUGGAUGUCGGGGAGAUUCCUGUUUUACCGUGCAGUGCUAUGUUCACAUCGCAGCAUGCAACCCUGCGGUUGCCUGUGAUGCGCUGGGGCUUUCGUGUGGAGCUUGCGUAUGCAGUCACCGAUUACUUUGCGCAGGGGCAAACUCUGCCACCGCACGAACUGUGGCUGGUGGAUAUGUGCAAACCGCAGCACGGUAGUUGGCGGCGGGCUUCCAUUUACGUAAUGCUCACCAGGUUUCGUGGGUUGCAUGCCUUGCAUUUAGUGCGCCCGCUGUGGGCCUCGCGGGCAGAAGAGCGCCGGGUUAAAAAGGCGCUGCGUACCAUGCUAAUGCCCGAGACAGAUCUAGCUGCAGAAUGGCAGCGGUUAUUGAGACUCUCGCA
Molecule: messenger RNA, 1849 nt
Organism: Chlamydomonas reinhardtii
Lineage: Eukaryota; Viridiplantae; Chlorophyta; Chlorophyceae; Chlamydomonadales; Chlamydomonadaceae
Exons: 2
Coding region: 410-895 (161 amino acids)
Source: RefSeq, a predicted model, not a curated record